Molecule: messenger RNA, 834 nt
Organism: Linum trigynum
Lineage: Eukaryota; Viridiplantae; Streptophyta; Magnoliopsida; Malpighiales; Linaceae
Source: the annotation of a GenBank genome assembly
AUGGAUUCCCAGAGUAUUCGCGACCUCGAGUCGGAGAAGAAGAUUUGGUCAGGUCAAUGUCGUGUCUCUAGAAUGUGGCUUGGAGCGAAUGUACAUACAGACAAAGUUCUCCAUUUGGACCUCAUUCUGAUGGAUUCAAAGGGCAAUGAUAUCUGGGUACAAAUCCCUCCUGUGUUGAUAGAAAAGAAGAGAACUGUUCAUCAUGUUCCUGAAGUCCCUGCAAUUCCGACCUUCAAAUUCAGUUUCCUAAAUGCAAGUCAAAUGGCAGGCAAAUUCGGUCAUAUUGUUAUUCUCCCAGAUGUUGUUGGCCAAUUGCGCACACAUUCAGAGGCAAUUACUACUACCAGCCUUACCCGGAAAACUAUAAAGAAGGAGCUCACAUUGAAACUGAUUGAAUACCGUGUUCAACUUGAAGUUCAAAGUGAUUUGAAGUCAGCAGUAUUUGUACUAUUCGAGUAUGAAGGGAAGCGGUACUUUGGAUUGACUGGUCAUGAACGAUUCCAGAAAAAUGGGCACAAUGGUGACUUGCCACCUGAUGAAUUGCUUCAAUUGGUAGGUCUGACCAAGAAAUUCCAUGUCAAAUUCAAGAUCAACCUUUUUGCUGAUUCUCAAGCUGAUUUUACUGUGCUGAGAAUACUAGAACCCACCCCACAGGGAGAAGGUUAUAUGAUUCACAAAGAUGGAUCAUCUUUAUCUAUUGCAAGUGGGCCUGCAUCUUCUCAACCCUCCUCUGAUCAGUCUGGACAGUCUACUAUCGAAAAAUCGAUUGAAACAUCAGUGGAAUCUGAUGCAAUUCCAGAAAACAAACUGAAGAGGAAGAUGCCCCUGGAGUGA